Molecule: messenger RNA, 780 nt
Organism: Exaiptasia diaphana
Lineage: Eukaryota; Metazoa; Cnidaria; Anthozoa; Actiniaria; Aiptasiidae
Product: DNA-directed RNA polymerase III subunit RPC8
Exons: 6
Coding region: 77-691 (204 amino acids)
Biological process (GO): transcription initiation at RNA polymerase III promoter; DNA-templated transcription
Cellular component (GO): RNA polymerase III complex
Molecular function (GO): DNA binding; DNA-directed RNA polymerase activity
Source: RefSeq, a predicted model, not a curated record
UUGCCAUCCAUUUUGAAUUUUGAACAUGUUUCCUUGAGAAAAUAGUUUCUCUGCUGUAUUUUAAGCGAGAUACAGCAUGUUCGUGCUCUCUGAAAUGAAGGAUACAGUCCGUAUCAAGCCUUGGCUGUUCUCAUUGGACUUGCAAGAGGCGAUAGAGAAUAAACUAAACAAAAAACUUGCCAACAAGGUUGUUCAUAAUGUCGGUUUGUGCAUUGCUUUGCACGACAUUCUAACCAUUGGUGAUUCAUACAUCGUACCAGGCGAUGGAUCAUCACAUACACCAGUAACUUUUAGAUUUGUUGUCUUUCGUCCAUUUAUUGAUGAAAUUUUACUGGGAAGAAUACGAAGCUGUAACCGUGAAGGUGUUCAAGUUUCACUGGAGUUCUUUGAUGACAUAUUUAUAUCAUCUGAAAAUUUGCAGCAACCUGCCAAGUUCGACGAGGAUGAACAGCUAUGGGUUUGGCAAUACCAGACAGAGGAUGGCACUCAUGAUAUGUUCAUGGAUAUCAAUGAAGAGGUUCGCUUCCGUAUAAUCGACGAGACAUUUGUMGAUUUAACACCAACUGGACCUGAGGURCAUAACAAGGAACAGCYGAAUGYAGAGGAGCAAGACAUCAAGAAGUCUCCCUAUAGAAUCGCUGCUUCUAUCAGUGAACCCGGACUUGGUCUUCUGUCAUGGUGGGCUAGCUAACACCACUUUUAGUGGACUUUGUAUAGUACUCUUUGAUGUAUAAAAUAUUAAUGGUUAUAGUUCUAGUAAUAAACUUUUAAUAAAUGAAA